AUGGCGGCGACGGGGCCUCUCGGCGGCGACUCCUACGCGCUGCGGUGCGUCUCCGACCUGCCGCCGCCAUUCCGCCCCGUGUUCGGGUUCAGGUACUUCAAUUCCCUGCAGAGCGAGUGCUUCCCCGCGUGUUACCUCUCGGAUGUGAACAUGGUUGUCUCCGCGCCCACUGGGAGCGGCAAGACCGCGCUGUUUGAGCUCUGCAUUCUGAGGCUCCUCUCCAGGUUCCUCACACCAGACUGGAGGUUCAGCCUGGUAAAAGGAACUCUCAAAACAAUCUAUAUCGCUCCCAUGAAGGCGCUGGUGCAGGAGAAGAUGCGGGACUGGACGGCGAAGCUGGGCACACUGGGGAUCAAUUGCUUGGAGAUGACUGGUGAUAGUGAGUUCUACAACAAGAAGGCCAUACAUGAUUCUGACUUAAUCCUCACCACUCCCGAGAAAUUCGAUUCCAUGAGUCGUAACGGAAUAAGGGAUGGAGGACUGGGUUUCUUCAGUGAUAUUGCUCUGGUCCUUAUCGAUGAGGUUCAUCUCCUUAAUGAUCCACGUGGUGCUUCCCUGGAAGCAGUGGUCAGUAGAAUAAAAAUGCUUUCUAGACUUGGCCACAUGAAAUCUUCUCCUCUCGCAAAUGUUCGAUUCAUAGCAGUCUCUGCCACUAUCUCUAAUGCUGAGGAUAUAGCGGAGUGGCUUCUAGCACCCCCUGAAGGAUUGAAAAGAUUUGGAGAAGAGAUGAGGCCAGUGAAGUUGACAACCAAAGUUCUUGGUUAUGCUGCAGCCAAAAAUGACUUCCUUUUCGAGAGGAGGCUGCAAAGUUUCAUUUUCGAUAUACUGAUGCAACAUUCAAGAGGGAAGUCUGCACUUGUUUUCUGUUCUACAAGAAAAGGUGCACAAGAAGCAGCACAGUGCCUUUCACAAACUGGAGGGUCUCAUGGCUAUUCAAAUCCAUUCAUGAAAUCGAUGCAGCAAUAUGAACGUCUACGGGAGGCUUCCUUAACCUGUAAUGACAAGCAGCUGCAGUCUUGCAUUGUGCAUGGAGUUGGUUUUCAUAAUGGUGGUCUUGGCUCAAAGGAUCGGAGUCUUGUUGAGGGGCUUUUCCUGAAGGGCGAUCUUCAAAUUCUAUGCACGACAAAUACUUUGGCACAGGGCAUCAACUUACCUGCACAUACAGUAGUUAUAAAGUCGACACAGUUUUUCAACAAAGAGAAGAGCUCGUAUAUAGAGUAUGAGAGAUCCAUGGUGCUUCAGAUGUGUGGGAGGGCUGGCCGUCCUCCAUUUGAUGAUACUGGAACAGUUGUAAUUAUGACAAGAAGAGAAACAGUUCAUCUAUAUGAGAACCUUCUCCGUGGAUGUGAAAUGGUUGAGUCUCAGUUGCUGCCAUGCGCAGUGGAGCAUUUAAACGCAGAAAUUGUUCAAUUGACAGUGUCUGACAUAACUUUGGCAAUUGAAUGGCUCAAGUGUUCAUAUUUGUACAUCAGAAUAAAAAAGAAUCCUGAGCACUAUGGAAUUAAGAGAGGGAUUCCUUGUGAUCUCCUUGAGAAACAAAUGAGAGAUAUAUGUGUUGAGAAGAUACAUGAGUUGGGUGAGUACGGGCUAAUUUGGACAGAUGAAGAUGGUUUUCUUCUAAAACCAUUAGAACCUGGGAGGCUGAUGACAAAAUUCUAUCUGAAGUUUGAUACGAUGAAGCUUAUUGUCAAAGCUUCUGCAUGUUGCACUUUGGAAGAUUUAUUGUAUAUCAUCUGCCGCUCUGCAGAGAUUUCUUGGAUCCAACUACGUCGAAAUGAUAAGAAGACUCUAAAUGACAUAAACACCGAUAAAGAGGGAAGGCUUCGGUUCCAUGUUCUCACUGAGAAUGGAAAAAAGAAAAAGCGUAUCAUGACAAGAGAAGAUAAAAUAUUUGUAUUAGCAAAUGACUGUUUAACAGGGGACCCCCUAAUGCACGAUUUAUCCUUCAACCAGGAAACAAAUUCUAUAUGCUCAAAUGGGUGUAGGAUCGCCAAAUGCAUGAAAGAAUAUUUCAUAUACAAAAAGAGUUACAAAUCUGCCAUCAACUCUAUGCUCCUUGGGAAAUGCCUAGACCAAAAACUUUGGGAAAGUAGUCCACUUUUACUGAAACAACUUCCUGGAAUUGGAAUUGUUACAGCAAAGGCCCUGAAGAAUGUUGGAGUUGAUUCCUUCGAGAGCCUUGCAGCUGCUGAUGCUAGAAAGCUGGAAAGUGCAACGGGGCGCAAUUAUCCAUUUGGAAAUCAGAUAAAGGAAUCCUUGUCAGCAUUACCACCAAAAAUUGACAUACAAAUUGAAGAUGUUGGAAACAGACAAGGAAAAUCAACCAUUAUUGUAACCCUAAGUCGUCAAUCACAGGCAGUUCGAUCCAGUAAACAGAACUAUGCUGACAUGGUUGUGGGCUCGGAGGAAGACAAUAUAAUCCUUUUUCAUGAGAAAAUAAGGGCUCGAGAGUUUUCCAGCCCAUAUUCUGUAAAACUUUUUGUGCCGUGCCCCCAGGGUGCCAGGGUGACACUAAAGGCUGAUCUGAUAUUUGAAGAACACGUUGGCAUUGAUAUCCACACGAAGCAUGUGAUCAGCAGGGAGGAUGAUUUGCAUGUGACAAAUCUUCCUGCUGAUCUUUGUUUGGUUAGCUCCAGGACAACUCAAGCUCACAUUGGACGGAGCCCACUAUCAAAAGAGGUUUGUGUUAUAGAAGAUGAUGACAGUGUCAACGCUCCAGACAAAGCUGAAAAUAUUCCUGGAACGAGAAAAUUUAACAACUUGGCAUCACUAGAGGUCCCCAGCUUUGAUCUACUACUUGAAGAAGACAAUGGAGAUACGGAAGAUGCGUCGUUUUAUGAACCAGUAGAAGCAGAAUGCAAAGGUGCCACCAGCAACACAAUAUUUGAUCACAUACGCAAGAAAUCCAGAGAUUUUCCAACUCUGAUGUUGUCGAAGUCCAUGGAUAGCUCCUAUGAACCUUUGAUACUGAAGAAGAUGAAGACAUCGAGGGACCAGUUUGACUUAGAUCAGGGAAGCCUGCAUGCGAAUGAGGUGUCACCAAUGGAUUCUGAACAUACUGAGGCUACAGUGUCUCCGACCAAUACAGCCGAGAAGUGUCGGAGGAUCCUGAGCCGAAGUUCAGAGAAGAGCUGCUCUCUGUUUGCAGAGAAAAUUGACAGCCCACUUGAGAAGAGCAAGAUCCUGACCAGAUCUCCUUAUGAAAUCUCUCUUCAGUUUCCAGGCAGGAGGGACAGCCCAUCUGAGAAGAGCAAGAUCCUGAGCAGAAUUGCAAAUGAAAACUCUCUUCAAUUUGCUGCCAGAAGGGACAGCCUAUCUGAGAAGACCAAGGUCGCGUGGACAACACCUGAUGAGAACAGUGGUCAAUUUGCAGGCAAAAUGGACAGCCUAUCUGAGAAGUGCAAGGUCAUGAUCAGACCUCCAGUUGACAACACUCUUCAGUUUCCUGCCAGAAGGGACAGCCUAUCUGAGAAGGCCAAGGUCGCAUGGACAACGCCUGAUGAGAACACUCUUCAGUUUGCAGUCAGAAGGGAGAGCCCACCUGAAAAGAGCAAGGUCUUCAGCAGAACUUCUGAUGAGAACCGUCUCCAGUUUGCAGGCAAAAUGGACAGCUCGUCCGAGAAGAGCAAUGUCUUGAGCAGAACUUCUGAUGAGAACUGUCUCCAGUUUGCAGGCAAAAUGGACAGCUCGUCGGAGAAGAGCAAUGUCUUGAGCAUAACUCCUGAUGAGAAUUGUCUCCGCUUUGCAGGAAAAACUGACAGCUCGUCUGAGAAGAGCAAUGUCUUGAGCAGAACUCCUGAAGUGAACUCUCUGCAGUUUGCAGGCAGAGCGGACAACCCGCCAGAGAAGAACAAAUUAGUUUUCGGCCUCCCCUUCUCAGAUUUCCAGGCUAUGCAAUCUACAAAGCAAGUUCCAGCCGCAGUUCAGCCUCUCAGGAUUCAAGAGUAUUGCAAAGAUAUAUUGGCAAGUUCAAAGAGCAGAGAGUUCAAGAGUAUCUUCUCCUUCCUGUGAUCUUGCAAAUAUCUUGUAUAGGCU
Lolium rigidum is the source of this 4035-nucleotide messenger RNA. Its product is annotated as ATP-dependent DNA helicase MER3 homolog. NCBI's taxonomy places the organism in Eukaryota, Viridiplantae, Streptophyta, Magnoliopsida, Poales, Poaceae. The coding region runs from base 1 to 4011 and encodes 1336 amino acids. The record is from RefSeq and is a predicted model, not a curated record. The transcript has 26 exons. Gene Ontology annotation, molecular function: ATP binding; nucleic acid binding.